Messenger RNA from Phytophthora infestans T30-4, 1269 nucleotides. Its product is annotated as presenilin-like protein. NCBI's taxonomy places the organism in Eukaryota, Oomycota, Peronosporomycetes, Peronosporales, Peronosporaceae. Gene Ontology annotation, biological process: protein processing. The transcript is spliced from 5 exons. The record is from RefSeq and is a predicted model, not a curated record. Bases 1 to 1269 code for a protein of 422 amino acids. Gene Ontology annotation, molecular function: aspartic endopeptidase activity, intramembrane cleaving. Gene Ontology annotation, cellular component: nucleus; membrane.
AUGGGGAAUGCAAGGUCGGAUACGAGGAGCUUGGCGAGCGUGCACUACAUGAGUAUGUCAGGUGACGAGAGCAACUCGACGAUGUACGAGGAACCUCUGCUGGACAAGAGCAGAGUGUACCAUGCACCUCGCAAAGAGCGACAACUGCAGCAAGAGAGUGAGCAGGUCGACUUAGGAACAGUGAUCCACCAACUCAACAGCUUCUUCGCAGUCGUGUGGCCGGUCUCGAAUGCGAUCAUCUGCUCGAGAACGUACAUGUACUACCAAGAUAUCGACUCAUCCGAGCUGUCUACAGCUGAGAAAACAGAAGAAGCGCUUCUCAACGCGCUUCUGGUGAUUAUCUUUAUCGCCUUCCUCACAUUUGGCGUCGUGUUGCUCUACAAAUGCAACGGCGUGCAUCUCUUCGCCUGGUACUGCAUCAUGUACUCGGCGGUGUUACUUGGACUCAUGGGCUCCAAGCUCGUCGUCAUCGUUCUGUGUGGGAAUCUGCACUGGGUCAUCGAUCGCAUCUCGCUCACAAUUGUCAUGUACAACUUCGCGAUGGUCGGUGUGCUUAGUAUUUUUUACCAGAAGGGUAUUCCUGGAACAUUGGAGCGUGGGUAUCUCAUCGCCACCAGUGUCAUCGUCGCGUGGCAACUCGCUCAAUUACCCGAGUGGAGUGUGUGGAUGCUUUUACUCCUUCUAGGAUUCUGGGACCUUUUCGCCGUUUUAACACCCGUGGGGCCUCUACGUUGUCUAGUUGAUCUCAUACAGGAAAAGGGGACUCCGAUUCCAGGUCUUCUAUUCGAAGCAGAGGUGGAAAAUUUUCAUAUUGGGGAGAGACGGAGAUUCGCGACUCGAGAUACUGUACCAGAGGAGAUUUUCAUUCGUCGUUUGCUACUUGCAGCACCGGGCGAAAGUGUGCUUCAAGGCCACGGAGCAGUUAGCGUUGACCUGUUUCGACGGCAAGUUCAUUCUUUUCUGUACGACCAGAACUCGCAGUGUCAGAACCGAAGUGAAGAACUUGCUACGAGGUUUGAGCGCAACCAGCUGCGUCUGUGGCGAAAUCUGUACUCUUACUACUGCGUCGACUACGUGUCCCAACAACAGCCGUAUCCAGACAUUGGCGCUGACAAAUCUAUCAAAUUGGGUCUAGGAGACUUCAUUUUCUACAGCGUGCUGGUCGCCCGAGCGUCGCUACACGGUUUCGACGUAUUCGCAGCCUGUUUCCUCAGUAUCCUCGUGGUAAGAUUGCUCUACUGUAGGGUAACUCGAAGAGGUGAAACCUAA